AUGGCCUCCGAGCCGCCGAGCGCGCCCAUGGGCAACCGACCAGUACUGGCCCGGCAGCGCGCAAAGGAGGAUGCAGAGGCUGAGGGCAAAGCACCUCCAAAGGCGAGCUACUUUCCUUUGGGAUAUAAAGAUGGCUUCUCGCAGUGGUGGGCAAGCCUGGCUCCUGCUGUCACCGAGCACAAGGUCAUGAGCUUCAUCCCGUACCUUCAGAAACCACCCACCCAGACUGGCAGCGCGCCGCCUAGCACGACCACAUCAUCUCUGAGCCUGGAUAAGAGCGUGUCUGACGUGGAGUGUGUGCAAAGAACGAGCAGCAUAAACGAUCCUUAUGGCCCACGACAGUGGCAAAGCAACAUGGUGCAGCUGGCGGGCAAGAACAGAUACCUGAACGAGUUCAGUGUGGAAAGAUUGGGUGAAGACGUCAACAACAACCUGGUUAUGUUGCACGGAUAUGGCGCCGGAUUGGCCUUCUUCUACAAAAACUUCGAGGCACUGUCACGCUUGCCACACUGGAAGCUGUACGCUCUGGACAUGCCAGGGAUGGGUCGCAGCAGUCGCCCACCUUUCAAGAUUCACGCAAAAGAUAAGGAAGGCAAAGUAAGAGAAGCAGAGAAUUGGUUCGUGGAUGCUCUUGAGGAGUGGCGCAAGAAGAAGGGCAUAGAGAAGAUGACACUGCUCGGACACAGCAUGGGUGGCUACAUGGCAGUUUGCUAUGCUUUGAAAUAUCCAGGCCAUCUCAAUAAGCUCAUUCUGGCAUCGCCAGUUGGCAUACCCGAGGAUCCAUAUGCUGUGAACGAAGACAUGCCAGAGCCAGGCGACAGCACUAUGGUCAACGAAGUUACACAAGACGCCAAUGACGCAACAGCAGCCAAGAAGCCACCACCGCGCAGGCAGAUGCCCAAGUGGUUUGCAACUCUUUGGGACGCCAACAUCUCGCCAUUCUCCUUGGUACGACUCUCUGGUCCUCUAGGUCCUCGACUAGUCAGUGGCUGGACGAGUAGGCGCUUCUCGCACCUGCCUGAAGACGAGGCCCAAUCACUUCACGACUACAGCUAUUCUCUGUUUCGACAACGUGGCUCUGGCGAGUACGCUCUGGCGUAUAUUCUGGCCCCUGGAGCUUUUGCUCGAUCGCCUCUGAUUAGGAGAAUUCAUGGAGUGGGACGUCAGUACCUCGAAGUCCACAAGGAACCAUCGCCCGACAACUCCUCUGCUACUUCGUCAUCCGCAGCUAGCAAAGUCCGAGAAACGGGCAUUCCCGUCGUCAUGUUGUACGGCGAGAGCGACUGGAUGGACGUCGCAGGUGGCUAUGCUUCAGAAGAGGCUAUCAACGCUGAGAAGAAGAAGGCAUUGGCUCAGGCGUCAGACAGAGAGAAGAAGCUGGAGAACGGCGACGUCAAAGUCUCGAUCAUCCGCAAGGCCGGUCACCACGUCUACCUCGAUGGUUACGAGCAAUUCAACAACGAGAUCUUCGACGAGCUGAGGGAUGUGGAAAAGCGGCAAAAGAGACUUGCUGCAUUGGCAUGA
Messenger RNA from Zasmidium cellare ATCC 36951, 1524 nucleotides. RefSeq lists its product as uncharacterized. Gene Ontology annotation, biological process: cardiolipin acyl-chain remodeling. Gene Ontology annotation, molecular function: A2-type glycerophospholipase activity. Lineage: Eukaryota; Fungi; Ascomycota; Dothideomycetes; Mycosphaerellales; Mycosphaerellaceae. The transcript has a single exon. The record is from RefSeq and is a predicted model, not a curated record. The coding region runs from base 1 to 1524 and encodes 507 amino acids. Gene Ontology annotation, cellular component: mitochondrial inner membrane.